Molecule: messenger RNA, 1664 nt
Organism: Rhipicephalus sanguineus (brown dog tick)
Lineage: Eukaryota; Metazoa; Arthropoda; Arachnida; Ixodida; Ixodidae
Product: selenoprotein N-like
Exons: 8
Biological process (GO): skeletal muscle fiber development; calcium ion homeostasis
Cellular component (GO): endoplasmic reticulum membrane
Source: RefSeq, a predicted model, not a curated record
GUGCGCACAGCGCAUGUAAACAAUCGUAAUGUAAGGAGCCACGAUCGCGAAUUCCCCGGCGCACUGACCGCGUAAGCGACAAUGUAGAACAUUACCGCGUAAUUUGCAGCUAUGACAACGUCGCGACAGUUUCGUCCAAGCGCUGUCAUCGUUUCGGCGUCGCUCAUCGCCGCCACUGCAGUGAUCUUUUCGCUUUCGUACCGCAGUGAAGUGCCACUCGAUAGCUUGGAAAACUGUUACGCAUUUAUCGAUCGCCUGAAGUUCGCCUUCGUGUACGCAAACGUAGGGGCAUUACUUGCCCCAAUAGGUUUCGGUCGAGAGAUUCGAAGAUGGGAAAGCCGAAACGUCACGAUACGAAGUUCUUUUCGAGGCAUAGACGCCAGUUCACUCACGAAAAACGUCGCCGAAGAGGUAUUGUCGGAUCCUAACAGCAACCUCCACGAUCUCCUGUCAUGGAAUGAACCUCAGCAGCACACAAAAAUGUUGCUGCUGUCUAGGUUUUCAGCCUUUCUGCCACCUCGUGGCAACAUUCACGGUAAUCCCUGGUGGCUGGUGGAAGCGAAAGGCUUGCGGAACUCUGACGGACACGUGGAGGCCGACGUCUAUGAACCGCCAGCGUGUGGUACGUCAGCUGAAGCCCUACUCAGCGAGCUUUUCGGGAUGUUCCAUCGAAAUGUCUUUCUUGUCACGAGAGCGGCACCUGCUGGGACAGCUGCAGUUGUUACAAGAAGCGAGAAUGGCACGCUGGAUAUCCUCUUCAGAUCUCACAUCGAGUUCCAGAUCAGCGCACCACCACGGCGACCACUUUGGUUCACGCCCGCUCAGUUCCAAGGCCGCGUGGUGAUCAGCGAUGAUGGCUCUGCGCUGCAUCAUUUUGAAGCACAUGUCCCUACUAACCGGCAGCUCAACGUUGAUCUGGAGUGGCUAGUGCAACGACACAAUAGUGACGUCCAGAGAACAGAAGUGGACAUUGGCAAGGUCGCCGAAAUGGCACUCAACCUGGACUCUCCCAGUGGGCAGCCUGUAGAAAUGCGCUCAUCGAUAAGCUCAGACGAAGAGGACGAGGCACUCAGAAAGCUGCAUCAGAUGUUCUUCCCUUUCCUCAAGGCAGGUGCCCUGCCUAGCUUUGCUGUAAUAUCAUUCAAUUUCCUAACGCAUUCACAGGUUCCGUAUCACAACCUGAGUGCAGCGGCGUCAGAAGCCAAGCGGCACGAGAAGCUAGUCCACUCCAUCAUCACCUGGGGUCCGCUGGACGACCAGUCGUGCUGAGGAAGCGCUCGGACCCUGCGCCAGGGUCCGCUCGCUUCCUCCGCGGUUCAAGAGCUCCUGCGGGCUCGCUUUGUCAGCUCCUGGAGUCUGACAGCUGAGCUACAAGGGUACGCCAACUCCGAAGCUGAUCAAGCAACGAAAGAAAUGGCUGCUGCCUGCCUGAACGAGUACAAGUUUCCUGUCCAGAUUGUGUGCCUUCUACCAAAUGCGACGGUAGUCGACAGCAUUUGCGCCAACGACCUUGUUGCUGUAGAUGACGUCGACGAAGCGGAGCUCGAAGGAUUCACCGACCCCAUCGAAAUGGCUUACCACCACUUCCUCAGCACCUGCGUCACAAAGGCCAGAACCAAGCACUUCUUCGAGGCCUCCUAAACCUUUGCCUGUCACAAAAUGUU